Molecule: messenger RNA, 468 nt
Organism: Sorex araneus (European shrew)
Lineage: Eukaryota; Metazoa; Chordata; Mammalia; Eulipotyphla; Soricidae
Gene: SCP2D1
Product: SCP2 sterol binding domain containing 1
Cellular component (GO): cytosol
Source: RefSeq, a predicted model, not a curated record
AUGAGGAAGAGAACUGACCAUCAACUCAAGAUCAAAGCAGGGGACAGACUUCUAGAUGGUCAAUUCAAGGAGUUGGGGUGAGCCCAUGAAUCUACCAUGCCACAUCCCUUAGAGCUGUUAGAAUUCUGAAGUUUCUGGGUCUUUGAGAAUAUUAGCAUUAAAGAGGUUGGGGCCCAACUGGCAAAAAAAGUAAAUGUCAUUUUUCAAAUGGAUAUCAUCAAAGGUGGGAAGAUUAUGUUGCAGUGGACCAUUGAUUUGAAAAAUGGGUCUGAGGCCAUCUUGCCGCACUCAGCAACUUCCUGACUUCCUGCAGAUAAUCUCUUCAUAAUUUCAGAGUCUGUGUUAAAGGAGUUCAUUUUGAAAAAAGGGACCCCCCAGAAAGCAUUACUUGGCAAGUUCAAAGUGAGUGGCAAGGUUCUGCUUGGCCAGAAAUUGGAAAGGGUUUUUAAAGACUGGGAUAAAUUUUAA